Cyanistes caeruleus (blue tit) is the source of this 2697-nucleotide messenger RNA. It is a transcript of the gene PARVG, whose product is annotated as parvin gamma. Gene Ontology annotation, molecular function: actin binding. The record is from RefSeq and is a predicted model, not a curated record. Gene Ontology annotation, biological process: cell projection assembly; substrate adhesion-dependent cell spreading; establishment or maintenance of cell polarity regulating cell shape. Gene Ontology annotation, cellular component: focal adhesion; actin cytoskeleton; cytoplasm. Lineage: Eukaryota; Metazoa; Chordata; Aves; Passeriformes; Paridae.
UUUAAGAGCAGAGCACUGCGGCACAACUUCCCCUUGUGUGCCUUGUGCUGCCCUGUGUGGGAGACCUCUGAGCCUGGGCUCAGCCCUCGGCCCCACAAACUGCAUCCUGACUGCUGGGACAAGGUCUUGGAAGAGUUCUGGAAAGUUACUGAAGGAGAGAGUAGAGUGAUUAAAGACAAUGGAUCCAGACUUUUUAAAUAUAUUUACACAGCCUUCUACACUUGAUCGAUUCCUAACUGAGGAUGUUAUCACUAAAGGCGAGAAGAGGAAACUCAUAAAACCGACCUCAAGCAACAACCGCAAACUGGAAGAAUUGAAACUGUUCUUGACUGAGUGGAUCAACAGAACUCUGAAAGAGGAACACAUAGUAGUUAAGAGUCUGGAGGAAGACCUGUAUGAUGGGCUGGUGCUUCAUCAUCUCCUGGAAAACUUAGGCUCUCUCAAGCUGGAUGUUGACAAGAUUGCAUUAACAGAAAAAAAACAGCGACAGAAACUCUCUGUGAUUCUGGAAGCUGUGGCCAAGUGUUUGCAACUGGAAGAAAGUCAGCUGAAAUGGAGUGUGGAAUCUAUCUUGGCAAAGGACUUACUGAGCACACUGCAUCUUCUGGUUGCAAUAGCAAAGCACUUCGAGCCCACCCUGGCUCUGCCUCCAAAUGUUCAAGUGGAGACAAUCACCAUUGAGACCACCUCCAGAGGAUUAAAGACAUCAAACGGGGUGGAAAAUAUAACAGAAAACAAAGAGAAUAUAGAAGCGCAGUCAAAAGAUGAUGCCUUUGAUGAAUUAUUCAACUGUGCUCCAGAUAAACUGGAUGCUGUAAAAAAGGCACUCUUGCAAUUUGUUGACCAGAAUGUUGGAAAAUUAGGGUUAAAUGUGAGAGACAUCGAAUCUCAGUUUUCAGAUGGAGUUAUCUUACUUCUUUUAAUUGGACAACUAGAGGGUUACUUUCUGAAUUUAAGGAAUUUCUUCCUGACUCCGGCCAGCACCAUGGAGAUGCUCCACAACAUUAACCUGGCAUUGGAGUUGCUAGCAGAGGGAGGUCUUCUGAAUUUUCAUGUGAAUUCUGAAGAUAUUGUGAACGGAGAUAUGAAGGCGAUAAUGCGAGUUCUGUAUUGCUUGUAUUCCAAAUACAGAACCAAAGAAGCAUGAAGAACAAGGCCAAGUGCUUGAGCUACCUUUUUUUUUGUUGGGUUUGGGUUUUUUUUUUCCCCUAGCGGGCCAUGAGGUGAUUUUUUGAUUCCCAGCUCUGUUUGCCACUGUUUCUGGGCAUGCACUGGUGUUUGACACCUGCUGUGUUAACAUUGUAUAGCAAAUGUGUUGUUCAUUCAAGGUUUCACAAACACAGCCUGAGCAACUGUAGCUCUUGUUCCAGAUCCUGCCUUCUGUUUUCGUUGAGCCCCCUCAACGUGCAAAGAAAUUAAAUGUAUGUUUAUUCUGGGCUCUGCAUUCUUUUCUCCUGAAGGUGACUUUGAAAGUUGUUGCAUCCUCCCCAUUUUCCUGCUGUGGGAAAUCAUUUGGGAAACUCGUGAAGAGAAAGACCCACCGGGGUGGGAAGGCUAAGACACACCUGAAGUUCAAAGCCUGCUUCAGAGAGGUGGCCAGUGCUGUCAGUCAAGAGGCUAUGAAUUGGAUGCCAAAUGAAUAGGUAGCAAAAAUGAAAUCUGAAUUUACCAAGUGUUUGAUAAAUGAUUCAGUGCUCAUUUGCUCAAAUAUGGAAAAGGCACUCAGAACAAUACACUGGUGUGAGACUGUGCCAGGAACAGGGGGUUCUCCUGCACAGCUGUAGAAAGAUGCUCUUAUUUUCCUUGCUAAGCCAGUGCCAAACUGUGUCCAGCUCCAAUUGCAGCCCUGACACAAACUCUAAUUAGCAGGGAUGCCAAUCCCUGUCAAGCAUGACGUGAGGAGUCAAACGUCUGCACUUUGUCUGCAGUAAGAGGUGGGAAGCUGCUGGCUGGGCUCUGCAGCUGGUGGAGGUAGAGCCACUACAGGUGGGAGCAGUGAAAUCCUAUUUCCCACCACCUCUGACAGCUGGGUCAUCUCAAACUCCUCAGGUGAGGUGAAUUCACUCCUAGGUGAAUUUUUCAGCCUCCAUCCUCAGCCUCCCAGCAGUUUCCUCUGCAUGCAUCAAGGUAGCCGUGAUUUAUUAAUGGUCACCCUUGGUCAUUCUUGGGGGAUUUAAAUCAGAACUCCUUUCAAAACCUUCAUCUACUCUCUUGACCUUAAACUUACAUCAUGUUGCAUAAAACUAUAGAUAUAACUAGGGAAAAAAAAAAAAAAAGCUUCAGGAUUUUUUUUUGCUUCCAUCUAAACUGAUUAAAUUUCUUGCCAUUGGUAACUCUGACAUUUGAUCUCUGGUCUGAUCCUCCAUCUGUGUGUUAACAGGAAACCAGAGCUCACCGAGUGCAAGUGCUGACAUUUACAGAGGAGAAUUUGUUGUGUCUGCCUCUGGAUCAUGCAGCCCAGGGAAGAUCCUUAGACAGCAAUGCUGAUAAGUCUUUUGAAAAUGGGAGCCAUCCUCACAGUAGCUGCUCUAAGUCUCCUUGGCAAUUCGUCUUUCAAACCAUGAAAGCAACUCAUUCAAAUUCUUCCUCUCCAUGAGCACUCCAUGAGCUGUGUUUGUGUCUGUAUGAAGGGACCUUGCUGUUCCUUCUCUUACAAGCUGCUAAAAUUUCCCCAAAGAGUAAAAGUCAUUGUCAGUU